Molecule: messenger RNA, 3693 nt
Organism: Teleopsis dalmanni
Lineage: Eukaryota; Metazoa; Arthropoda; Insecta; Diptera; Diopsidae
Product: myb-binding protein 1A-like
Exons: 5
Coding region: 184-3609 (1141 amino acids)
Biological process (GO): regulation of DNA-templated transcription
Cellular component (GO): nucleolus
Molecular function (GO): RNA binding; sequence-specific DNA binding; transcription factor binding
Source: RefSeq, a predicted model, not a curated record
UUUCAAAAGCAAUUUACUGUGUUACGAUCGAAAUGGGCGAAGUUACCAUUCUUUAAUGGGUUUUCUUUGAUUGUUUAGUUACGCUUGGAAUUACCGUUCUUUGUAUUCUUUGAUGCAAUGCAUUGAAACGCACGUGCGCGUUUAGUUAUAUAUUUUAAAUUGUAGGAAUCUUAAAAACAUCUAAUGUAUCUUUCAGCGAAUAAAAGGGUUUUAAAGCGCCAGAAUCCUGCUGGUGGAAAAAAGACUGUCAAGAAGAGAAAGCUUGCAAACAGUGAACCUGAAUAUAACAAUCACCAUUUCGCACCAUCAUUAAAACUAUCAAUUGACACGCGUAUAUUUCUAUAUUUCAAUGAAUUAGUUAAUGAAGAUUCUAAUAUACGUGUUAAUGCUGCUUUAUCCUUAAUGCAGCAUUUGAGUAAAAAAACUGAAGUUGAAAAGCGUCAGAAGGAAUUAUAUUAUACAUUAAAGCGUCUUGUUCGAGGAUGUGGAGCAUCUACAAAUAUUUCUCGAGCAGGGUUUUUUACUGCUUUAGUGUUGUUUUUAAAAAAAUUUUUAACAGAAAUUUCGAAUAAAGAAGUUUUUGAUGCAUUGCAAAAUGAGUUAAGAACUGGGACAACUAUAGUAAAAAAGAAUGAUUCAGAUGCAGUUGUAGGUAAAAUACUGGUGUGUGUAGCUAUUAUGCAUUCAGGUCGAGUUUUUGUUAGUAGUGAGGACGAUUUGCAAAAAUUAACGCUGUUUCUGCUAAGAGCUACAAAGCAUCGAACCUAUCACUCUUCGUUGGGAUAUGGUUUUUUAAUAGAAUUUUUAAAUAUGAUAAGCGAAGAACAAUUUGAAGUCACAAUUUGGCCUUAUCUUACCAAAGACAUUAUAAAACCGUGGACAAAACAAACAAUGCAAACUAUACAUUGUCUUAUUUGUGUUCAUAAAAUUUUUCCAGAAGUAGUAAAUGAAAAAAUUCUAGAAUCAAAUUUUGGUGGAAGUGAACUUUUAAAUACAGAGAGUUUUCAAUAUAUUUAUAAAAUAUUUUGGGAAAACUGUAAUACAAACAAUUUAACUGAUCCAGUUUAUGAUGAUUUUGGAUCCUACAUUGCUACACAAUCAAAGUUAAAUGAGUUUUGGACAGAAUAUGUAGAUAAAGGACUAAAUCGUACAACAAAAUUUAAAGAAAUAGUUACUUUGCGGAUAGUUACAGCUAUCUUAAAAUCGUUAGAUAUUACUAAGACGAAAAUUGAGGAUUUGAUGAGUGAGAAUUUUAUGAUUUUGUUGAUUAAAGGAUUAAAAGAUGCAAAAUAUAAAAAGGAUGAAACACUUCUAGCAUUUUACAAAGAUUAUUUUGAGGCUUUACUCAUUGGUUGUGAGAAAGUGAGCGACAAGCAGAAAGUAGCUGUUAUAAAACGUCUAAUUGAACCACCAGGAACAUUUAAUAUUGAGAAAUUUACACAUACUCGUAUUAUAAAUCAACUUGUGAACUCUCUUGGGGAAGCUGGCGUGAAAGAAAUCUUUGAAAUAUUUAAACGAAUAUUUUUAGGAUUGUUUUUUAAAAGCGGUAAAAGUUCCUAUGAAGAAUUGUUUCAUUUUGAACGAUCUAUUGCCGGUUAUAUGUUGCAACAUUUACUAUCACACAUUUCUGUUCGUUCAUCAUUCAAAUGGCGGGAGGAGCAAUUGCGAUUUCUGCUUACUGGAGGCAUAUUUCAUGUAACAAAUGAAAUGGAAAUUUGUAAAAUUGAAGAUUCUGGGUCGUUUAGUAAGAAUUUUGGAUAUCAGUGUCUAAAAAUGUUUUAUUCAAGCUUGAACUAUAAGUCUAAUGUUAUGAAAAAAGAAAAAAAACUUCUGCUAAAUCUUGUGAAUUAUUGCAAUGAGGUCAUACAAAGAAAAAAUUCGGAUAAUUACUUGCGAAUCAAAAAUAUUGAUCAAUGUUUACAAAAAAGCUGGAGUUACUUGUAUAAUGCAGUAUUAACUGAAACAAAUAAAUGCAAACCAUCCGAGGCGAAUAAUAGAACGGAGUUGCAAAUGAUAUUUCAUAUAUUGCUACUAAAUAUGGGACUACAGUAUUUCAAAGAACCGGAAAUGGCGCGCCUAGCUAUAGAAGACAUAAUUGUAUGCAUGCACCGUCUUCAGGGUCAACAAAAAUUUAGGAUUGUUACAAAAAGUAACAAGGAAAAUGAACCAAAUUGGAUAGAAGUAGUAAUAGAUUUAUUUUUACACUUACUUUCACAAAACACGAGUGCGUUGAGAAAUAUUGUUAAUCAGUUGUUUCCAUUUUUCUGCGAUAAGUUAACUUUAAACGCAAUUCAUCAAAUUUUGUCCAUGCUAGAUAUGAAAGAUGGCCAAAAUCCACUAAGUUUAAAAGAUGAAGAUAUUGAAGAUGUAGAAGAAGAGGAUAGUGAUAGAACAAAAUCUGAUAAUGAAUUGGAUUCCAAUAAUGAUGAUACGGCUUCUGAAAGUUAUGGACAAAGCGAAAUUGAUGAAAGCGAAGAUAUGGGCACUGGAGUAGAUAAAUUGAGAAACGCAAUAUCUAUGGCACUUAUUGAAACUGAAGCUGGUGGUGUUGACGAUGAUAUGGAAUCAGUUGAUCUUAAUGAACUAUCAGAAGAGCAAGGAAGAAAGUUAGACGAAGCGUUAGCAAAUGCAUUUAAAAUAAAGAAAAGCACAAGUAAAACACCAUCUAAAAAGUCGAAAAGUUAUCAGGUCAGGAACAUCACUGUAAUGCACUUCCGUAUAAGAGUUCUUGAUCUAAUCGAGAUAUAUAUACAACAAAAGCCUUUAUUAUGUGUUUCUAUUGAAAUAAUGCUUGCGUUAUUUAAUAUGAUGGAAUAUUGUAUUGCUGAGGAGUUGAAACCUUUGCGAACAAAAGUUGAGAAAGUUUUAAACAAGCUGACUUCACUUAAAAGCUUCGCUAUAGAAUUGGAAUUAAACCAGCACAAUAUAGUAGAUUUUAUUCGUCUUAUUAUAGAAAGAAGAACGCAAACAUCAGCAUUUGAUAUAAUAAGUAAAAUACGAAAUAAAUGUGUUAUAUUUCUUAUAAACAACGCUUGUAAAGUAAUGGAUAAUAAUUCAUUAGCUUUACUAAACUUAUGUAAUUCAUACAUUGAAGAAUUCAUAAAAUCAAGAAAUGCCUAUAUUAAUGCAACAUUACUUUCAGAUAUUUUUAGGUUGCGCUUAAUAAUGGUUUGGGAAUUAGCUCAAACUUUGGCAGAGCUGGGUUUUUCACUAAAAACUCGCGUUUUUAGACGUAUUCAAACAUACGAAAUUCUUUCAGUACUGUACAAAAAUUGUAGCAUACAAAACUGUGACAUAGAAAGCGCUAAAAAUUAUUUUUGGCAAAUUGAUAAAUUGCUUAUUGAUCACAUAAAAACACUUGCUACUACUAAAAACAUGAAAUAUUCUCUAAACGAAUAUCAAAAACUUUUGGAAUUUUUAUUACUGGCUAAUAAAACUUAUACACGUUUGCAGUUGAAUAACACGUCAUUAGCUUCGUUUGAAACAAUCAAUUUUGUACAAGACAUAAGACGUCAGAUUUACUUGGUAUCGCUGCAUACUUAUCAGAGAUAUUGUACCACGCACAAAAUUAAGGUAAUACGAAAUAAUGAAUUAAAACAGUUAAUGUAACUAUGAAUCUUAACAAUAAAAAAUAUAAGUAAAAAAAUUACUUCGACAUCAAAAUAAAGAAUCUACUCUUUGUGGGUAUGCAUA